AAUAUAUAUAUUAUAAAUGUCCUCUCGGAUGGAUAUGCGUCAGCAUCCCUAGAAAGUAGUUCCGCAUAGUAAGAGAGCAGGGGGAUCACCUUGAGCUGGUCUCUCCCUCCGUAACUGCAGUUACAUCGGUACCAGAUUUUCCAGUGGGUAAAGGACUUCAGAAGUCGCACCAAGAAUCACUAUGUCAAAAAACGUGGACAUGGGCUCUGCCUUCAUCCAGACACAGCAGCUCCACGCUGCCACAGCUGACACCUUCCUGGAGCACAUGUGCCUGCUGGACAUCGACUCUGAGCCCAUCACUGCACGCAACACCGGCAUCAUCUGCACAAUUGGACCAGCCUCUCGUUCUGUGGAUAUGCUGAAGGAGAUGAUCAAGUCUGGAAUGAACAUUGCUCGCUUGAACUUUUCCCAUGGGACACACGAGUACCAUGCAGAAACAAUCAAGAAUGUCCGUGAGGCAUGCGAGAGCUUCGAGCCUGGCAGUAUUCAGUACAGGCCAAUUGGCAUUGCUCUGGACACCAAGGGUCCAGAGAUCAGGACUGGCCUCAUCAAAGGAAGUGGCACAGCUGAGGUGGAGCUGAAAAAGGGAAACAUCAUCAAAAUUACCCUGGACGACGCUUACCAAAACAACUGCAGUGAUGAGAUUCUCUGGCUUGACUACAAAAAUAUUACUCAAGUGGUGGAGGUUGGAAGCAAGAUCUACAUUGAUGAUGGACUCAUGUCUCUGCAGGUCAAGGAAAUUGGUUCGGAUUACCUCAUGUGCGAGAUUGAGAACGGCGGCACCCUGGGCAGUAAGAAGGGAGUGAAUCUACCUGGAGCUGCUGUAGAUCUGCCUGCUGUGUCUGAGAAGGACAUCCAGGACCUACAGUUCGGUGUGGACCAGGGAGUCGACAUGGUCUUUGCCUCCUUCAUCCGCAAAGCAGCGGACGUGCACGCUGUGCGAGCGGUGCUGGGAGAGCGGGGCAAAAAUAUUAAAAUCAUCAGCAAGCUUGAGAAUCACGAGGGUGUGCGCAGAUUCGAUGAGAUCAUGGAGGCUAGUGAUGGCAUCAUGGUUGCCCGUGGUGACUUGGGUAUUGAGAUCCCAACUGAAAAGGUCUUCCUGGCCCAAAAAAUGAUGAUUGGUCGCUGCAACAAAGCUGGCAAGCCAAUCACAUGUGCUACGCAGAUGUUGGAGAGCAUGAUCAAAAAACCACGACCCACCCGUGCUGAGGGCAGCGACGUGGCCAACGCCGUGCUGGACGGAGCCGACUGCAUCAUGCUGAGUGGAGAAACCGCUAAGGGAGACUACCCUCUGGAGGCAGUCCGCACGCAGCACAUGAUAGCACGAGAGGCCGAAGCAGCAAUGUUCCACACACAGCUGUUUGAGGAGCUGAGGAGAAGCACACAGCUGACCAGAGACCCAUCACACGCUGUAGCCGUUGGAGCUGUCGAAGCAUCGUUCAAAUCCUGCGCUAGCGCCAUCAUUGUUCUCUCGAAGAGUGGGAGGUCUGCUCACCUGCUGUCCAGGUACCGGCCCCGCGCCCCCAUCAUUGCUGUGACCCGUAACGCCCAGACAGCGCGUCAGGCUCACCUGUACCGCGGCAUCUUCCCCGUGCUCUACACCAAGCCAGGCCACGACGUGUGGGCGGAAGACGUUGACAUGCGGGUCAACUUCGCCAUGGAUGUUGGCAAAGCCAGGGGCUUCUUCAAGGAGGGAGAUGUUGUCAUCGUCUUGACCGGCUGGCGUCCAGGUUCCGGUUACACCAACACCAUGCGUGUGAUCUUGGUGCCCUGAAUCGCUAACGGGAGCGUCCAUUCUUCCUCUACAUUCAUUUGUUUAUGUUGCUUUCCUUUCCACUCCGCACAUUCCUGCUCACCGCCCUUCUCAUCCAACCCUCCUGCUCACAGACUCCAACCCUGGACUCUUUAGUGUGUAGUAAAUGAUGUGGACAACAUUAUUAACCAUUGGAGUAUAGCCCGAGAGCUGUUUUGGGUGAGGGGAGAGUCGUCUUCUAUACAUUUCCACGUUUUUGCUUUCAUUCCUGUCUUGCACCAUUUCUCUCAGUCACACCAGUCUUCAGGGCCCCAGAUUAAUACACCCUGACCAGAAACUGCUGAAUUUAUUCACUCCAACAUAUGUAAAACAUAAACCUUCCUGGUUCAUAGUGAUUUUGAUUCAGGUGGGGAUUGUUAGAGCACUUUGAGUACUGAUACAGUUCAAUAUUUACACUCCUCUACAUGAACGAACAAACAAGUGGCAUCCUAAAUCAAAGGGCUUCUUCUGCAGUGAAGCCUCGACACCACCACUCCACCCAAACAGAUCCUCCUGUAGUGCUGCCUGUUUAAAGUGUCUUCUGUUGAAAAGCCAGCUUUCAUUGUAUUGUGAAGUGUAUCUGUAAGCAUUUCACUCAUCUACUCCAAGCGAUGUUACAUUCUAUAUUAUACUUGACUUUUGUGUAUGGUGAGGUUUUGUUCCAGGACACCUAAUACUGCUAAUAUUUUUGUCAGCCAUAUAUAUAUAUAUAUAUAUAUAUAUAUAUAUAAAAAAGAAAUGUUAGUUUUGGAUGUCCACUGCAGAGGUGUUGAAACUGGUUGCUGUAUUAUGUAUAUUAGUCAAAGAAUAUAACAUUUGAAUUCUAUUUAAGUUGGCACUGAGUUUUGUGUUUCACUAAAGCUAAAAUGACUGAGCACUUUCCUUGAAACAGAGCUUAAUUUUUUUAGGAUUAACAUCGUGUUCCUCUCUGUUCUUGUGGGUGAUGGGGGGUGAUUUCUCCUGCGUGUCUCUCUCCUAUUACAUCAAGUCACUCUAGCUGUUUUUGUGUGUCUAACAUGCUUUUGAUUGUAACAGAGUGUAAGAAGUAACUAAAUGUAAAGGGGUAUUAUAAUAUUUAGCUGGUGUACUGAGCUGUCCUAUAAGACUGCAGUUCCAUUAAUAAAAGAUGAGCACCUGGCUUAACAAGG
Betta splendens (Siamese fighting fish) is the source of this 2940-nucleotide messenger RNA. Its product is annotated as pyruvate kinase PKM-like. The transcript has 11 exons. Gene Ontology annotation, cellular component: cytoplasm. The record is from RefSeq and is a predicted model, not a curated record. Gene Ontology annotation, molecular function: pyruvate kinase activity; potassium ion binding; magnesium ion binding. Lineage: Eukaryota; Metazoa; Chordata; Actinopteri; Anabantiformes; Osphronemidae. Gene Ontology annotation, biological process: glycolytic process. Bases 182 to 1774 code for a protein of 530 amino acids.